This is a messenger RNA of Peronospora matthiolae, 345 nucleotides long. Lineage: Eukaryota; Oomycota; Peronosporomycetes; Peronosporales; Peronosporaceae. The record is from the annotation of a GenBank genome assembly.
AUGUACGUGUCAUUCCCGAGGUUCAGCUCAAGCCAGACUUUUCUUACCCCUUUGGGGGCGGCCACUUCGGAGGGAAUCCUCUCCUUGGGGAGCCGAAGGGGUCUAAGGUCGGCCUCGAGCAAGCUGCACUCGCAGUAUCAGGUGUGGACGCAGUGGACCGACGGGUCGCGCAAGCGGCGCACGGGAGCCAAAUCGCAGACGGAUGAGCUCCUCGGGGAGAUACUACGACGGGUUGGCGUUCCCCACGCCUCGUGGUUACUCCGGUGGCUACACUCUACGUCGAUGGGCCGCGCAAGCGGCUCAAGGAGGCCCGCAAACGCGAAUGCAUCGGCUUCUAAGGGAUAA